AUGGAGCAGGAGAAUGACAUCAGUGUCCAGGAGUUCAUCCUGGUGGGAUUCCCGACCAUCUUGGAGCUACAGAUAUUGCUCUUUGUGAUAUUCCUGGUGGCCUAUGUGCUGACCCUCCUGGAGAAUAUGGUCAUCAUUGCCUUGAUCCAAACAAAAAAUCACCUCCGCAAGCCCAUGUAUUUCUUCCUCAGUCACCUCUCCUUCCUGGAAGCCUAGUACAUCUCAGUCACCAUCCCCAAACUGCUGGUGAAUUUCCUGGUGAAGAACAAGAGCAUCUCCUUUAUGGGAUGCAUGACCCAACUCUAUUUCUUCAGCUCCUUCUUAUGCACUGAGUGUGUCCUGCUGGCUUCCAUGGCCUACAACCGCUAUGUGGCCAUCUGCAACCCACUGUGUUACCUGGCCAUCAUGACCCAGUUCUGCCUGCAGCUGGCAGCUGUCUCCUGGGUAAAUGGCUUCUCCAUAUCCCUGGUCAAGGUGUCCUUCAUCUCCCUGAUGUUUUGCAGCCUGGGGAUCAUCAACCAUUUCUUUUGCGACAUCUCCCCGGUGCUGAACCUGGCCUGCACUGACAUGUCACUGGCAGAGACGGUGGACUUUGCACUAGCCUUGAUCAUCCUGAUGGUCCCGCUCUCUGUGACAAUUGUCUCCUACCUGUGCAUCAUUGCCACCAUCCUGCACCUACCCACUGUCCAGGGGAGGAAGAAAGCCUUCUCCACCUACUCCCACCUCACUGUGGUCAUCAUCUUAUUCUCAACCUCCCUCUUCAUGUACGCCCAGCCAAAGAAGAUCCAUCCAUUUGACUUGAACAAGCUGGUGUCAGUCGUGUACACUAUUGUCACCCCCAUGCUGAACCCCUUCAUCUACUGCCUGAGGAACCAAGAAGUGAAGGGGGCACUAAGGAAAGCUUUCUGUGGUGUGAGUGCUGUCCACCAGGCUAUGUGA
Messenger RNA from Dermochelys coriacea (leatherback sea turtle), 939 nucleotides. Its product is annotated as olfactory receptor 6-like. Gene Ontology annotation, cellular component: membrane. Lineage: Eukaryota; Metazoa; Chordata; Testudines; Dermochelyidae. The record is from RefSeq and is a predicted model, not a curated record. Gene Ontology annotation, biological process: G protein-coupled receptor signaling pathway. Gene Ontology annotation, molecular function: G protein-coupled receptor activity; olfactory receptor activity.